GUCAGUUUAACGCAGGCGGAGGUGGCUUUGACUAUUUAAAAGCACUCAGCUGGGACCAAGCGUUAAGAUCAAUUGAAUUCUCUCUCCGGGACUAAAUAUUUGUCGGUUAUUGUUAACUACCGUAAUGAUAUCAGUCACUCUUUCAUGAUUUUCGAGUGAUUCAUUGUGUUGUCCACCACCAGAAAAAUAGUUAUUGCUGAGAGGGCAAGGAUUCUGCCUCUUUUCUUUCGUGUUCUCAUGGUCCUCGACUUUUAUGAGUUUCAACAAGAGAGAAAAGACAACCUUCUCCAAGGAUAACACGGAUUAUUUAUCUCCAAAAUAUCUGCAACCUGUAUUGAGCGGAUCCUUUUCAUAUCUUUGGAAUAUAAUUGGAGAUGAGUGAAUAACCAACAGAGAAGGUGUUCGUUUUGGAAAUCAUAUCACGUCUGCUCUUUUUGAAGAUACUUCUUCUCAUCGACCCCGUGGACUGUUAAUACGCAUCCUAAAGUAAAAUAUUUAAUUUCAAGGACUGGAGCACUGUUUGGGAGCUUAGUGUGGACUAAUGAACUUCUAUGUAAACGUCUUCAACGAAAAUCAUGAUAUGUUCAAGAGUGUUGGUUGUUUCUUGUUUGCUGUCGGUAGUACGUUUCGGAUCAACUCAAGAAGAUAAAAUUCUUGCACAAUGCACUUUUGAUGAAUCAGAGAACUGUGGAUUUCAGGUCAUCCCAGACUUAGAUGGUGUUCAUCAUUGGGAGCUAUGGACUCUAAGUCGUGGGGGAUCAUUGGGGAGGAAUUGCCCCCCUAGUGACCACACCCCUGGACUUAACCAAGAUUUUUUUGCGAGCAGCAAGUCCCUGGAAGACACGGCGGCGCAUGAAUUUCACACUUUCACCACCAAGAUCAUCUCUCCUGAGAAGAACUUCACUUCCGGUAUGGGUCGGAUCUCUUUCUAUUACUACCUAUGGAUAGCAGACGACCCUGAAGGAAACGAAGACACCUAUCCUUCCCUGAAUGUCGUAGGAUGCGAUGGGGCGCUGAUGUGGACUAAGAUGAGUUUUACUGCUGGCUGGCUCUUUGUCGAGAUCGAUUUCCCGUGCCCAACAGCCGGACAAAUAAUGUUUGAGGCAUCACAUCGGCGACCAGGCUCAGGGGUAGCUAUUGAUGACGUCAAGAUCCUCGAGAUUCCAUUCUUCACAGGAGGUAAUGAUAUCGAAAGAAAGAUUUCGAUGGUUCAGUGA
Molecule: messenger RNA, 1217 nt
Organism: Strongylocentrotus purpuratus (purple sea urchin)
Lineage: Eukaryota; Metazoa; Echinodermata; Echinoidea; Camarodonta; Strongylocentrotidae
Exons: 4
Coding region: 576-1217 (213 amino acids)
Cellular component (GO): membrane
Source: RefSeq, a predicted model, not a curated record